CCAGUAUUUCACUCGUUCCAUUUUUUUGAUAAAAAAAAACAAAUUUUUGAAACUAACUUGUUCUAGACCUAACCUCUAACUCAAGGCGUAAACAUAAAAAAAAUAGAUUGCCGGUUGUCGAAUAAUCGAAAAAAAUGUUCUAUUUCGUUUUGUAACCUUAUUUUGAUUGAAUGGCAUUAAUUGUGUCCAAAACUGCACUAAGAAGUGCAAAAUGAAACGGAAGCAGUAAUUUUUCAAGGAUUGACUGACGAGUAAUCUAUUUUGUGUAUGUCUGUGACACUCAAGUGAGGUUAUGUUACCAUGGGUCGUGUCAAAUCCGAUCAAAAGCAGAAAAGUUGGAGCGAAAUUAAUAAAACCCGGAAGGAAGAGAAACGAAAAUGGAAGGAACAAAAUCUUGUCAGGAAAAUGGAGAAACAGAAAGUGAAAGAAGCCCCAAAAUUGGAGCAAAACAAUGGGCGACAAGAGGAGCCCCCCACCGUUUCAAUUGCAGUCCCUGGGUCGAUUCUCGAAACGGCUCAAUCGCCAGAACUACGUGCAUAUCUAUCAGGGCAAAUAGCCCGAGCGGCUUGCAUUUUCCAAGUUGAUGAAAUUGUAGUUUUUGACGAUUUUGGUGAUGAAGCAACUGCGAAAAAGGCAGAAUUGGAAGACAACUACGGACUGAAAACAAUGCGGGAGAGUUGUGUACAAUUGGGGAGAAUUUUGCAGUACAUGGAGUGCCCCCAGUACCUCAGGAAGCAUUUUUUCCCAAUCCACAAUCAUCUGAAAUUUUGUGGAAUUUUGAACCCACUUAAUGCACCACAUCAUUUGAGCAAAGAUGAAGAGUUUGAGUAUAGAGAAGGCGUGGUUUUGAACAAGCCGGUGAAGCCUGGACGGGGCUCAAUCGUGAAUGUGGGGCUACUCAAAGAAGUACAUGUUGAUAAAUUACUAACACCCGGGAUCAGAUGUACUGUUAAAUUAUUACCACAACAGGAAUCUAGUAAAAAAUUGAAAGGAGUAGUUGUGGCACCCUCGAUUCCCAAAAUCGAAACGGGUGUUUAUUGGGGGUACACAAUUAGGCUAGCUAAUUCCCUAUCAAAAGUCUUUUCACAAUCUCCAUAUAAGGAUGGUUAUGAUCUAACUAUAGGCACUUCAGAUAAAGGAACCUCAAUUGAUGAAUUUCAAUGCCCCACUUUUAAACAUGCCAUAAUAGUUUUUGGGGGGGUUCAAGGACUAGAAACGGCAUUAGAGAGUGACAAUGUUCUAAAUGUGGAUGAUCCAAAAUUUAUUUUUGAUCAUUAUUUAAACACUUUACCCAAUCAAGGAUCCAAAACAAUUAGGACUGAAGAAGCUGUUUUAGUGACCUUAUCGGCCUUAAGGCCCAAAUUUAAUUACAUUGUUUCUUGUGCUGAAUAAAUGACAAUUCAAUUUUA
Tribolium madens (black flour beetle) is the source of this 1409-nucleotide messenger RNA. Its product is annotated as putative methyltransferase C9orf114 homolog. NCBI's taxonomy places the organism in Eukaryota, Metazoa, Arthropoda, Insecta, Coleoptera, Tenebrionidae. The coding region runs from base 301 to 1392 and encodes 363 amino acids. The transcript is spliced from 2 exons. The record is from RefSeq and is a predicted model, not a curated record.